Molecule: messenger RNA, 1404 nt
Organism: Bipolaris zeicola 26-R-13
Lineage: Eukaryota; Fungi; Ascomycota; Dothideomycetes; Pleosporales; Pleosporaceae
Exons: 1
Coding region: 1-1404 (467 amino acids)
Biological process (GO): transmembrane transport
Cellular component (GO): fungal-type vacuole membrane
Molecular function (GO): transmembrane transporter activity
Source: RefSeq, a predicted model, not a curated record
AUGGCUAGUACCACAACCACAACAACAAUCUACGAAGACCACAUCGAAUUAACACCGAUACGGCCGCCAAACAUAAUCACUCUCAACAUCCCUCAAAAGAAAUCCUCGCUCCACUCUGUCACAUCCUUCACUCAAACCCCCGAUGAAGCCCCCGAAAAUGCAGCAUACUCCGUCUCCGCCAUCCCGGACGGCGGUUACGGCUGGAUCAUCGUGCUAGGCUGCUCCAUAACAACCUUCUGCCACAACGGCAUCAUAAACUGCUGGGGCGUCCUGCAAGCCGCCCUCCUAAACUCGACUCUUCAAACCGUGUCCCCCUCGACCCUCGCCUACGUCGGCUCCCUAGGUCUCGCCGGCGGCGCUCUCUACGGCCUCCUCGCCAUACGCCUGAUGCGGCACGUCGGCUGUCAAACCACCAUUUUGCUCGGCAUCAGCCUCAUGUCGCUGAGUCUCAUCGGCGCGAGUUUCUGCACGAAGAAUCUGGCGGGCUUGUUCGGCACGUAUGGGGUUGUUGGGGGCGUGGGCAUGGCCAUGGUGUAUGCCGUUGCUAAUACGCUGCCUGUACAGUAUUUUAGCGCGCGCCUGGGGCUUGCCAAUGGGCUUAUCAAGCUGGGCGGUGGCAUAGGUGGGUGCGUCAUGGCGCUUGCGUUGGAGGCGCUGUACAGACGUGUGGGGAUUGCGUGGACCUUUCGUAUCCAGGGUUUGCUUACGCUGGCUUUGGGGCUGCCGGCUGCGGCCAUGCUCAAGGAUCGAGUACCGUUGCGGAACGUGCCGUUUGUGGAUGUGAGCAUGUUUCGCAGCGGUACGUUUAUUGCUACGUUUGUUGCGAGUGCUAUUGGGGUUUUUGCACUCUUCGUGCCGAAUUAUUAUCUGCCGCUGUUUGCGCAGUCGAUUGGCCUUAGUCCUACAACGGGCGCUGGCUUGGUGUCUGCCUUUAACGCUUGCAGUGCUAUUGGCCGUUUUAUUGCUGGGCCAUUGUGCGAUAAGUUGGGGCCGCUUAAUAUGUUUGUCAUUACUAUGGCACUCAAUGCGGCGAGCAUGCUGGCUAUCUGGCCUGUCUCGAGUACCUUGGGUCCCCUCGUCUUGUUCGCCAUUAUAAACGGAGUCGCCAAUGGUGCUUACUUUACCACCCAGCCCACUGUCGUUGCUGGCAUCUUUGGUCCUGGCCGCGCGGCCGUUGCCAUGAGCAUGUCUGUGACGGGGUGGACCGGUGGCUACCUCAUGGGCGCACCCAUUGCUGGCUAUCUUUUACAGGCUGCAGGUGGGGGAAAGGACAAUGCUGCAGGUCAGAGUAUUGAUGUUUAUCGCCCAGCCAUCUUCUAUGCUGGCGGUACGGCGACGAUAUCUGCACUGUGUGUCAUCUUUGCAAGGCUCACAGUAGCAAGGCAGUUCAAGAAGAAAGUGUAA